Acipenser ruthenus (sterlet) is the source of this 16457-nucleotide messenger RNA. RefSeq names its product hydrocephalus-inducing protein-like. The record is from RefSeq and is a predicted model, not a curated record. Bases 102 to 15452 code for a protein of 5116 amino acids. Lineage: Eukaryota; Metazoa; Chordata; Actinopteri; Acipenseriformes; Acipenseridae. The transcript has 86 exons. Gene Ontology annotation, biological process: cilium movement; axonemal central apparatus assembly. Gene Ontology annotation, cellular component: axoneme.
GUCAUGACAACUGAUAAACAGUAACUGCAGGUAGGAAACUCAUGUACACAGAAGAACCACCGAUUUAUACUUAUGAAGUGAAACAAUAAGGACAAGUUAAGAUGCCAGCCAGUAAGGUUCAGGCACCCCCAGGGACGUUGCAGAAUUUGUCUUUUAAAAUGCCAGACGGGGUUAAAAGCAAAGUGGUAGCACCCCGUAACCCUAAGCUAGUUAAAGGGGAGGAUAAGCACAUAAGGUUAACUCCGUCUGUGUUUAUACAAGAAAUGGCCCUCACUACAGAGCAGAAGCUGGCGAGCAUACGUGAGAUGCACCCACCUCGAAUUAUAGAGCUCCUAGAUAUGAGUGAAACGACUCAUCAGAAGUUUACAACAGUGGACAUCGACCAGGCAAUGUUCCAGCCAUUCCCUUCAGAGAUUGUGUUUCAGAACUACACUCCCUGUGAGACGUAUGAGGUGCCGCUGGUCCUCAGGAACAACGACAAGAUUCCACGACUGGUGAAAGUUAUUCAAGAGACUAGCCCAUACUUUCAAAUCAUCAGUCCCCUUGAUGUGUGCAGCAAAGUGGCUCCUGGCAUGGCAUCUACAUUCAACAUUCUCUUUACUCCAGAAGAGAACAAGGACUAUUUGCACAAGCUGGUUUGUGUCACUGAAAGGGAGAAGUUUGCAGUGGCAAUAAGAGCAAUUGGGGCGCGAGCGCUCCUGGAUUUCCCUGACCACCUGAACUUCUCCACCUGUCCAGUGAAGUGCUUGUCUCAGAGAACACUGCUUGUGCGCAACAUCGGGAACAGUGAGGCCAGAUUCACGCUGAGCACUCAGAGUCCUUUUUGUGUUGAACCCUCCCUGGGGACUCUUGGAGUUGGGGAGACCAUGCAGGUGACUGUGGACUUUCUCCCGAAGCAGACUGGGGAUCACUCUGAAGACCUGGUUUUACACUAUGAUACAGGGGAAGACAUUUUUAUCAGCUUAUAUGGAGCGGCAACAGACAUAAAUGUCCGACUCGACAAAAACUCAGUCAUUAUUGAAAAAACCUUUUUGUCCAUGGCCAAUCAGAGAUUGAUUACCAUUAGUAACAGAAGUGAUGUCAUAGUCCACUUCCAAUGGAAAGCCUUUGCUACACAAGAAGAAGAGGAUCAACAAAAACUCAGGUUCUCCUCUGAACUGCAAAAGGAGGAAGACGAUGACAUGGACUUCUUCCUAGCAGAGUGCAGUGCUGACCCUACACUCCGUGAGCGAAUCUCUGUCCUGUCGCGCACCUUCCAGAACCGGCAGAGACUGCUGCAGGAUGACCAGAUGAUCUUUUCUGAUGACAUCUUUCACAUCGAUCUGCUGGAAGGUGACAUCUGGCCUAAUUCAACAGCUGAAGUGAAUAUUGUAUUUAAACCAAAAGAGGCCAAGGUUUAUCAGCAAACUAUCUACUGCGACAUUACAGGUCGUGAAACUCGUCUGCCCCUCCGGGUAAAAGGGGAGGGCAUUGGAGCCAAACUGCUGUUUAAUUUCGACCAGCUGCACAUGGGGAACAUCUUUGUUGGAUCGAAACACAGCUACGAGGCCAUCCUGUCCAACAAAGGGGACAUUGAUGCCAUCUUCAGCUUGGUGCCCCCCUCUUCUGCCCUGGGCUCCUGCUUCUCCUUCAUCCCCAGUGAGGGCAUGGUGCUGCCUGGGGGCUACCAGGCCAUCGAGGUCUCGUUCUCCUCCAGCAUUGUUGGGGACUUCCAGGAGGAAUUUCUCUUCUCCAUAGACGGCAAUCCUCAAAACAUCAGUGUUACGUUCAGGGGUUGCGUCAUUGGACCCACUUUCCAUUUCAACGUGCCUGUACUUAACUUUGGAGAUGUGUCCUUCGGUUUUCCACACACAUUGACAUGCUGCCUUCAUAACACGUCUCUGGUACCCAUGACCUUCUAUCUGCGUGUCCCUGCAGACGGUAGUGGAGACACUUGUGUGACGAGUUCAGCCCAGGUCUCAGACACCAAUCGAACCAUGUGGAGGGGCAGCGACCAAGCUGUGAGUCCCAGGGAGUUCACUGUGACUCCUAGCACUGGGACCAUACGAUCACAGGGACUCAUGGAUGUUCAGGUGACUCUGUGCUCCAACAGAGUUCAGAGGUAUGAGUUGGCCUUGGUGGUGGAUGUGGAGGGCAUAGGGGAAGAGGUUCUGGCUCUCCCUAUUGUUGCAAGGUGUGUUGUUCCUUUGUUGCGUGUGGAGACUCCAGUUUUGGAGUUUCGAAGAUGCUUCCUCAAUUAUUCUUAUCACCAAACAAUUCAGCUGGUCAACGACGAUGACCUGCCUGCAUGCUAUGGUUUGCUCCCACAGGUCUAUGAGGACAACUCUGCCUUGCUGUACUCCAGUCCCCAGCCCAGAGGUAUCAUUGAGCCGCACUCCACACUGGAGAUCCCCCUGGUGCUGCAGGCUGCUCUUGUUGGAAGGCUGGACGCGGUGGCAGAGGUUGCCGUCUUUGGCAGUGAAGACCCACCGCUCGAGGUGCUCCUGUCCUGCAUGGGAGAAGGACCUGUAGUUCAUGUCAGUUGCAUAGAUGUGGAUUUUGGCAACAUCCCAGUACUGACAGACGUAUCCAGGACACUGCAGCUGUCUAACCAGUGCCCAAUCCCAGCCCACUUCCUGGCACAAAUGGUCCGCAGCAACUCGCACUGGCGAUUGGAGCCCAGUGAGGGGGUGGUCCCUCCAGACGGGGAGACGGAGAUCAGACUUGUGGCGAACUUAGACGACACGUUGCGCUUCCAGAACAAGAUACACCUGGUGAUUGAGAACAGUCAAACACACACCAUUCCAGUCAUGGCCACUGGAACUGGCACAACCAUUGUAACGGAUAGACACUUCGCUCCUGAACUCAGUCUGGGGGCUCGUUUCAGCUCAGGGUCCUGCCAGUACCACUUCAAGCUAACCAACAUGGGGAGGCGCUGCCACCAGCUGUACUGGAUGACGGAGGGGUUCCCCCAGUUCCGCAGGCGUGGGCAGAUACCCCUGGGCAGAACACAGGGCAGCAAACUGAAGAACACCGUGCCAGAGCCACCCAGCCCAGUCUUCAAGCUGCACCCUUUGAGAACAGAGCUGCACCCGGGGCAGUCUGUCGACAUGGUGCUAGAGGGAUCGUCUGACACCCCUAAGGUAGUAAAGGAAACGCUGAUAUGCCAGGCCAUCAUUGGGAAACAGUCUGGGAAGGAGCGGAUCAUGAAAGUGGAUGUCACAUGUGAGUUCAUCGCACCUGUCCUGGACAUUUCAAACAAACAGCUGAGCUUCUGUGUGGAAAAGGGGCCCACUAAUGUGCUGGUUCCUCAGUACAAGUCUGUCCUGCUGAAAAACGUCUCCUCGCUGCCACUCAACAUGCAGCUGACCUUAGAGGAACCCUUCUCUAUCUGUGACAAGCAAGGAGACCUCAGCCUUUCCACGUCAAAGACACUUAUGCUGAGUGUGGGUGAGGAGGUGGAGCUGUGGGUCCAGUUUGAGCCCUCUUACCGGAAGGACUGCUACUCGCGGGUGGUGGAGGAGUGUUUGGUAUUCCAGUACCUCGAGCACCCACAGAAAGACUACAUAUCCCUGCACGGGGAGGUCCACUUCCCCAACCUGCACUUCUCCAGCAUGGAGGUCGACUUCGGCUGCAUCCUCAACGACACUGAGGUCCUGAGGACCGUGGACAUGUCCAACUGCAGCCCCCUUCCUGUCAAAUAUCGCUGGUCCUUCCUGGUAGACGACUGGGAGAACAAGAUCAGGUGUCAGAAACAAGGCAUGUUUGCCCAAACCGAGGAAAAGACAGAGGAGCAGGGGGAAGAGAAAAUGAGGGGUGGUGAUGAUGCCAUAACAGAUUCAAACAGAGAGAUCGAGGUUCCCAAACUGACCUUUGCCUAUGCAGAAGAGGAGGCAGAUGCGGUAGAGAAGACUGAUGAAGAGAACGAGAGAAGAGAGGGCGCGGGUUCCCCUAAAGACCUCUUGCCUUGUCUUAGCGCCCACAGCCUGAUGAGAGAGCCUGUAGGUUCAAGGGGAGCAGACAGACUGUCUCUAUCUUACAGCCAGGAUUUCACAAGCAUGCCACUAUACGAGCAUCAGGAGGAACAUCACACCACUGGUGUGGAAGAGGUGUUUGAUAUUUUGCCGCUCUACGGGAUCCUGCAGCCCAACGAGACCCAGCAGGUCGAUUUCACGUUCUACGGCCACGCAGAUAUCAGCGGCCAGGUGCUGGCUCUGUGCGAGGUGGAGGGGGGGCCCACCUAUGAAAUCACACUGAAGGGAGAAGCAUCGCUGGUCAGAUACGCCUUCGACAGGAAGGAGAUAGACUAUGGGCAGCUGCUGUUUGACCACGUGGCAGAAGCUGAGAUCACACUGAAGAACACAGGGAAGGUUGGUUUUGAGUUCAGCACACUCAGUGUCCAGCUGGACUCCUCUCCCAACAAUCCUCAACCUGGACUCCCACUGGUCAUCCCCUCUUCGGGCUUUAUUGAGGCUAAUUCAGAACAAACGCUGUCCGUGUUUUAUCUUCCUGGGGUUCCAGAGCAUUUCCACAAGUACUUUGAGAUACAGGUGUCCUACUUUGAACCAGAUAGCAUCUCUGUGAGGGGAGAGGGCAUUUUCCCCAGGAUCUACCUGGAUCUGCCCAGAAAUAUUACAAGUAACAAGUGGUACAGCGCAAUGCUAAAAGAGGCAAGGGGAUCUCUGGAGAGAGAGACAUGGAAGGAGGAGACGUACAGCCGGCCAGGGACAAUGACAGGGGACCAGUCUGCAGAGGACUACAUCCCAUCUUAUGACUCCCUGCUCCAGAUGGAAGUGGAGCGUUUGCUGAUGAAGGAACAUGCCCUGGAACAGGAGGGCCUCAUCUCUUCCUGCAGCGAAGACUCCAACCCCAUCCAGCGAUGGCGCAAGAAGCUGUCCAGAUGCUGCUUAGCCGAGUACACCCUGGACUUUGGCUAUGUGAUUCAUGGCAAUGUGUGCACUCACAUCGUUAAGGUGACCAACACAGGGCCUCUCCCUGUUUCCUUCCAUGCAGACAGACGCAACCUCGCUAUCAACGGUUUCAGCACAGAACUAGACAGGGUGAAGAACCUUCCCUACUGUGAGACAGAAACGUUUGAAGUGAGGUUCGAUCCCCGAGGGGCCAAUCUCAACCUGGGAGAGAUCGAUGCACUGAUGCCAAUACAGGUUUUGGGAGGGCCGACGAUCCAUGUCCGGUUGCUUGCUGUCGUGACCAUGCCGUCCCUCACUGUCUCCACUGAUAAACUGGAGUUUGGCACAGUACAAUGUGGGCAGUGCCAAGUGAUGACAGUACAGCUUUACAACCACCUGCAGGUCACCUGUGAAUGGGCAGUCAAAGAGGGGGAAAAGACCAAGAAAAAGAUUGACAAGUACAUACCCCUCCACCUGCGACGCAAGGCAAGACAGGAGUUGAAGGCUGAACCUCUAGUGUUUGAAAUGCUGCCCGCUUCUGGAGUGCUGCUGCCAGGAGAGCGAAUCAACGUCCAGGUCAAAUUCAGUCCUGCAGAAGAGAAACUAUACAGUCAGCGCCUUGCUCUGUGCAUUUCCCAGAGCAGCCACCGGGUGAUGCUGUUGGCCCAGGGCAAGGGUCUAGAGCUGCGGCUUGAUUUCAGCCCCACUGUGCUGGAGUUCGGGCCGAUCCUGCCCCAGAACAAUGGUGACGAUGUGGAUGUGCUGGUGAAGAAUCCGUGCGCUUUCCCCAUUGAAUUCUACGCCCUGGAGUAUGACAAGCAGUACCUGGAGGAGGAAAAGAUUCUGCGGAAGAUUAAGGGGUACGAUUGUCACAACAACAUUCUCUUACCCCCCCGGGCCCCAGGGGAGAAGCUGCCCUCUGAAAUCCUGGAGUACUUUGAGGAGCUAAGGAGAGUGAGAGAGGAGCAGCCCAAGCAGGAAGGAGGCUCAAAAAAGGAGGAAGAAGACAGAAGUGUGCCUGAGCAAGGGGAGAGGCGAGACCUAACUGGUGCCCCCAGUCUGGAGGAGAGUGACACCCAGCGGCCAACAGACACCCAGAGUGAGGAGGCAGACGUGGAGAUGAGGGUGGAAAGAGCUUCAGACACAAAGGCAGCGGUUACUGAAAGCAGCAGCAGUAUUGGAGUGGGAGAUUUGGAUACGACCCCGGUCUCAAAGGUCAUAGCCAAGCACAUGGGCAUUGACCUCUCCCCAGAGGGCCUCGCUGCCAGGAACAGGAGAGGCAUUGCCAUCAUAGUGCACGGUGCCCCUCUGUCAGGGAAAACCAGUACGGCAGUGACCCUGGCGAAGCACUAUGGCACUCCCUGUUUGAACAUUGACAGCAUGGUACUGGAAGCUGUCUCAAAUGGGAACAGCCCCGUCGGUCUGCGGGCUCGAGAGCUGUGUGCCAGGGCUGCUGUGGAGCAAGCACAGAGGAAAGCAGAGGAUGCUGCUGCAGAGGCAGCAGCAGCAGCAGCAGGGGCUCAGGCUCCUGGCUUCCUCAGCGUCGAGGCAGUUACCAAACACACAGCAGAGGGCAGCCAGACCAGCGAGGGCAAACAGGGGCCUCACUCCUCUAUCUCCACCCGCAACAAAGCCAGCACCGUGGGGGGCAAAGGAAAAACAGAGAGCUCCCACACCCACAAACAGCAAACCUCCGAGCACAUCGCUGUCUCACAGAGCCUCAGUGUCCCUGUCCCUGCAGGGCUGCCUCAGCGCAGGCUGAGUGUCAGUGCCAGUGUGGCAGGAGAGUUGGGGCUCCUGAGCUGCACCCUGCCUGAAGAGCUGCUGGUGGAUAUUCUGACCGAGAGGCUGCAGCUUAAUGACUGUCACCGGGGAGUGGUGUUUGACAGCCUGGAGACCCUUUACUCCCGCUCAAUGACAAGCACUCUCCAUGCCAUCCUGAAAGCUCUCAACAACCGCCGGUACAUCUACCUGAUCAACCUCAAGCACGACUACGCAGCCUUCAAAGCCAGGGAAAAAGCCCAGACAGAGGAGGAAGAGCGAUUGCUGAAGGAGAGUAUUGAGAGGGAAAAGGUGCAUAUGGAGGAGAUGGAUGAGGAGGAGUAUGAUGCGCUUUCAGAUGAAGAGAGAGCCAGGAUCGACCGCAGGCGUUUGGAUGAGAUACGAGAACGCAAGCGCAGGGAGCAACUCAAGCUGGAGCGUGAGAUGGAGGAGAGGAGGCAGCAAGAGGAGCUGGAGAGGCUGCGAGAGGAGGAGGAGAUGAAGAAGAAGAACAAGAAAGGAAAAUUGAAGGAGCUGAGCAAAGAGGAUCAGCUGCUAGGGAAGAAGAGCCAGCAGGGUGUUAAACAGGCGACAAACAAUUCCGGGGGGCGCUCAGACACAAAGAUGGAACAGCUUAUCGGAGAAAGAAAAAUGUCCUACCAGGAAAAGCCUGAAUCCCUUCCCACCGAACACAGUGAUGUAGAGGACGGGAACAAGAAGAAAAAGAUCAAAGAGGGGAAGGAUGGGAAAGCUGCACCUCCUGAGGUGAACCCUUCCUCUACCGAGGAGGCUGAGAAGGAGCCAAUGAGUGAGGGUGAGAAGCUGCUCGUGCAAAGGUUCAAACUGUACAAUCACAGCCAGAAAGCUAUCUCCCAGACUCUGGACUACUGGGACCGGGUGCAGGGGAUCCUAAUACACCCAUUCGCCCCUGAUGAGACCCCACAGGAGGGGGAGGAGCCCAUCCCUGAGAGGCCAGUUCCAGAACGACCAGGCCCAGAGCGAACAGUCCCCUCGGGCAAGAAGGGAAGGAAGGAGCGGGAGAAGGAGAGGGCAGAGAAAGAACGGCUAGAAAAAGAGAAGAUAGACAGGCUGAAAGUGGAGGGAGAGUUCAAGGCCUGCCUCUCCCCAGCUCCCAGCCCGCAGACGACAGACGGAGACGGGGUGGAAGCAGAGGAGCAGCUGGAGGCCAGGGGGGAAGUGGGGGUACCCCACAUCCUAUUGAACGUCAUUGGCCAGGACGACCCCAGCGCCCAGAAGGUCCUUGAGAGCAAGAAGCUGCCUCCACUUGAUGAGGUUUUAGACGGCCUUGGGCAGGGUCCCAAAGGCCCUCCAAUACCACCUUCAAUAAUCUUCUCAGUGGUGCCUUACCCUGGGAAGAGGACCCCCCCGAAUGGCCAGGAUAACCUGAGCCAUUUCGAAUUCUUGGUACCGUUGUCAGAGGAUGUUGCAGAGGACAAGAAAGAGGCAGAGCUUGAAAUGGACUCAAUGGGCUCUAUCAGCAUCCUCAAGGAGGAUGCGGUAACUUCUACCAGAGGCCGUUUGAAGAAAGAGAAGGUUGACCCCCAGAAGCUCCGUACAACCACCAGGAAGGGCCAACGAGGGGGUGACACCCACUCCCCGUCACUCUGCGCUCUGACCCCCGUAUCUGACGCUGACCAGAGCAGUAUCACCGGAGAAACCCUCCAUGACAAGAGCCAGAGACUGACCACCUUUCGCUGGCUCGUCCCACCGAACGGAGAGGUCACUCUGAGAAUUCACUUCAACUCCACUUUGGUGGGCACGUUUGACCAGACCCUGAACUUUGAGCUGACAGGGACCAAGAGACGCUAUUCACUUUACUGCAGAGGAGUGUGUGCCUUCCCAUCAAUCAACAAGGACCCCAGGGUAGUGUUCGCUCACCGUCAGAAGAUGAGCCUGCCAGACAAGAUUAUCCACAAGAAAUUCAUCAUGAAGACAGAUGUGUUUGAAUUUGGCCCACUGCUCUGUGGAAAAACAAGAGACAGGUACAAGGAAGGGAAAUACCCAGAAAACAUGGAGAAGCUCACAAUCCACAACAACUCCCCCUUCGAUACAGAGAUUUUCUUCUGCUUCCAAAAUGACAUGAAAGCCACCACUUUUCUGUUGGACCCGCCCACUAUAUCCCUCAAACCCAAUGAAAAACAGGAACUGUCUGUCUGGGCUUACCCUACCACCCCGGGUGUGUUUGAGGACACUGUGGUUUGCUGCAUCAAGGAAAACCCAGAACCAGUGCUGUUCAAGGUCUCCUGCCAAGGAGUGAGACCUGAACUGGAACUAGACCGGAAAAGUAUUCAUUUCGACAGAAUCCUCUUGCACAGAAAGGAUACAAAGACGAUCCACCUAAGAAACAGCAACCGGCUGCCUGUGGCCUGGAAGCUUAGUGGGUUAGAAAUGUUGGGGGAUGAAUUCUUGGUGACCCAGGACCAGGGGAUAAUCGAACCCAAAUCUGAAUUCCCUCUACAGAUGCACUUCAAGGCAGUGAAACCUAUCAACUUGAAAAAGGCCGUCAGGCUCGAGGUGUCAGAUGUGGAAAAUAUUCUUGGUAUCGUUCAUACAGAAAACAUCCAGAUCCAUGCUGAGGCCUAUGAUGUGGCGCUGGACCUGAGCUUCCCCAAAGGUACUGAUGGUGGCCUUGACUUUGGGGUUAUCAAAGUAGCAGAAGAAGCAAAGCUGACUCUCUCUCUGAAGAAUAAAGGCAAAUAUGAGAUUGCAUACAGUUUUACUCUGGAGGCCACAGAGCCUGACAUGCCUGACCUGCACUCUCUGUUCACCAUCCAACCCCACAAGGGGACUCUGAAUCCCAGUGAGCGCCCCAUGCAGGUCCAGAUCCUCUUCCGCUCUCGCAAGGAGGUGGUCAUCAAAGACCAGGCCAUCUUGCGCUGCAAGGUGAUUGAGCCCAAUGUGUCUGAAGGGGGAGAGACCAUUGCCUGCAUUCCAGUGAAGGUCUCCAUUCGUUCUCUGUUCAGCAAGUACAGCUUCGUACCGGGUAACGAUCUCAACUUCGGGGCCAUCGUGUAUGGCAUCCAUAAAAUCCGCACCUUCACCAUUGAAAACAAGGGGGAAUUCGAAAUAAGAUACACCAUCUUCAAAAUGAUGAAGGAGCUGCCCGUGCUUACACAGAAGAAAUGUGGCCCUGCCAAGCGCAACCGUUCUUGCGAGGAUAUGGGCAUCACUCCUCAGGCCCGGUUCACUGUGGGGGCAUUCACUGUGUCCCCAGGGUUCGGAACCCUGUCCCCUGGGGGCCACCAGGUCAUAUCAGUGGAUUGUGCGGCAGACCAGGCUGGGAAGUGCGAGGAGAUUGUGGCCAUUGACAUCUCUGACCGAGACCCUGAGGACCAGCCACGUGGGAUAGCCUACAGGCUUGUGGCUGAGGUCUGCAUACAGAGCAUUGUGACAAAUGACAUAGCCUCCAUCUUUGAGGAGCACAGGAUCUGCAAGAACAUCAACCUUUACCAGUCCUUGCAGACUAUGGACUGCGGUGGGAUCUUUGUGGAGGAUGAAAACAAGUUUCUGUUCAACAAUGUCCUGGUGGGGCGGCAGGUCAAAGCACGGUUUAAAAUCAUCAACACGGGCAAAGUACAUUGCGACCUGUCUGUGACAGUGAAACCUGUAUCUAGCAAGGCUGCUGCUCGUAUCACUGAAGUAUUUGAAGUGGAACCCACGCGAAUGUGUGUCCCGAGUCACUCACAUUCGUUUGCCGUGGUGACAUUCAGCCCGCAAACCAUGCAGAACUACCAGUGCAUAUUUGAAGCUGCCGUUGAAGGAUUCACAAGUUCCGGCUCUCCUACCAAGACAAAGUCGUUGAUGUUCGAUAUAGCAGGGGACGGGAACCUUCCUCGAGUGACUGUACUUCGCCCUUCACUGCGGAACAAGAAAGGAAACCCACUGCUGCUAUUCAGGCGCCUGCUGCUGGGGUGCUCUGAGAAACUGCCUCUCCUACUGAAGAACGACAGCAAUGUCCCUGCCCAGGUUAACAUUGACCUGCUGGAUGAGCAUGGAGCAUUCACUCUGCAAGCAGCUCCAAACACCCAUUGUACCUACAUAUCCCAGUCCAGGAAGGAGGACGACAGCAUCGUGUCAGGGAGAAAUGCGCACACGUCCUCCCUCAACCUGAGCCCUGGGCAAUCUGCAGAGUUUGCGCUUCUGUUCAGCCCUUCGGCAGUUCGGCGCUACAAAGUGACCCUGCGUCUCCUGGUGGUCGACAACAAGUACGAAGAGACCGUCGUCCAGCUGUUAGGGGAGGGAUAUCAGGAUGAAAUCACCCUGGAUAACAUCCACAAAGCCGGACAGACCUGGGACAUCCCAGAGUUAUUGAUAGACCAGGACACAGAGGAAGCAAACCAUUCAGAACACAUUUACUUGGGAUACUGUCACAUCGGGAGAGCCUAUCAGGAGACCUUCACUAUGACCAAUCACAGCAACGCAGACGCAGUGCGGUUCGAGUGGCCUGCAGACAGCUCUCAGCUCAAGUUCUCCCCACAGGUUGGACAUCUCCAUUCUGGCUGCGCAAAGGAUAUCACUAUGACAUUUCGGACUGAGACUCCGGUAACCCUCAGAGCUCAGCUAGUGAAAUGUAAGAUCUCUAAGAUAGCCUUCCAGCAGCCUGUGGACCAGGUGCCAGACUGGGACAACAGGCAGCGAACAGUUAAAUGGAUGGACAUCGGGAGACAAGCAGCAACACACAGGCCUGCCAAGAAAAAGGUGAUCGAGACUGACCCAGAGCCUGCGCACACUGUGCUGGAGAACACAGCUCGAGAGCUGCCACUGCAAGUCAGUGCAGUCGCUGAUUACGCACAGAUCGAAUGCAAAGCUGAAACCAUCCGCUUUAAAGACACCCUCCUCUUCCAGACUAGAGUCUUUGAAUUCCAGAUGUUGAAUAAAGGCAAUGUCCAGCUGGAGUUCUCCUGGCAGGUGUUAAUGGAGAGCUGUGGAAAGGGGGUCAGCUUCUCUGAGAAGCACGCAAACCUACCAGAAGGUCAGGGCAAUGGCACUCAGCCAUUGAGCCGCUCAGGGACCCGGCCAGUGAGUGCUUUGGAAAGUGUCUCACCCCUCCUCACCGGGGACCCCGAUCUGCCUCCCUUCAUUGUGGAGCCCAGCACUGGAGUGAUAGCAGCCAGGAAGAAGCAGGUCUUCCUGAUCAAAUUCUCCCCUCUGGAUGUGGCUGAGUUUGAGGGGCGGCUAGUCUGCAGUAUACCCAACCUGAAGGAUGCCCAGGGCCCCACCAUGUCUGUAAAGGGCCGGAGCCUCCUCCCUUUCUGCCACUUUGACCUUGUGGACUCUGAUUACAUCAGCAGUAACCAGAGAGACCCUGAGCUUAGGGGCCCCCGUGGGGCACCUCCUCGGGCCACACUUGACUCUAACACCAGGGUCAUCGAGUUCUUCUCUGUCGGACUCAGCACAACCAUCACUAGAACCUUCGACAUCAUGAACCCCACCAAUGUAGCCUACUCGUUCCAGUGGAGGUGUGACGAUCCAGCAGAUCUGAGGUUGCAGCCUGUGUUCCGGUGCCUGACAGAGAAGGAUACCAUCAGGGCUGGCAAGAAAGUGGAGAACACCUUUGAGUUUCUGCCGCAACAACUGGACAUCGCAGAGUCUUUCUGGACCUUCCUGAUUCCGGAACAUAACAUUGCUGUGCCUUUCCUGCUGGUGGGCCACGCGAGAGAGCCAUCCGUGUACUUGGACCGAUCCUACCUCAACUACAGAGCUCUCCUUAUUGGUCUAGAUGCCCAUGAGACUGUGUACAUAGUAAACAGUGAAGAAACAGCAUUCAACUUUUCAUCCAGAGAGACCUCCCGACACUCGGAGGGGUUCCAGGAUAGUCUCACCUUGCAGCCAAUGGAAGGAGUAGUGCCUCCUAAGAGCAGGGUCCCGGUGGUAAUCUCCUUCAACCCAACACACGAAGGGAAGGUGAACAUUAACCUGAUGUGUGACGUGAAGGGGAAAACCUUUCCUUUGACCAUGAACGUGAAGGUGGACAGCUACUCCAUGAAUGCCAGUCUUCAAUAUGAGAAGACAGAGGGGGAAUUGAACCAGUUCAGCCUGGACAAGGUCAAUGAGAUCAACUUCCAGCAGGUGGAGCUGAACGAGAAGGCGCAUUGUAAUUUCAUUGUCUCCAACACUGGCAAGUUCAUCCUGGGCUUCCAGUGGGAGCUCUGGGGUCCAAAGGAGCUGCUGCGAUUCCUGAAGGUGGUUCCAGAGACUGGCAGUGUGGUGGUCGGCCAGCAGACUCGAUCCACGCUCUCCUUCUACCCCCUGCAGAGGUGUGUGCUGAAGGAUGUCGGGCUCAAGCUCAAGAUAAAGAACGGCCCUACAUUUAACUGCACGCUGGCUGGUUCAGCUGUACCUCCUGGUGUCCAUUUCUCAUUCACCAAACACAACUUUGGGAUGAAUUUCAUCGCUGGUCUGGUUCCCUGCUCGCAGAAACUCGUCAUUACCAACAAGGGGGAGAAAGAGGCCAGCAUUGAGUGUUUGUUCACCAAUACUGCCUAUCUGGUGGUGGGGCACCUGUCUGAAGUGCUGCCCCCUGGAGGAGUGGUGGAAGUACCGAUAACCUUCUACCCCAAAGAGGCCAUCAAGUACAAGGAGACGGUCACCUUUGAGAUCAAUGGCUUCACCCAGCAGAGCGUGGAGAUCCUGGGUCAGGGCAUUGAGAUGAAGGUUGAACUUGGAGACCCGAAACAGAAGAUGGUGAAUCUUGGGGCUCUGCGAGUCGGGCAGACAGUAAAGAGAUUGAUUCCUCUGGUCAACAACAGCCAUGUCCCCUUGACCUUUAACCUGGUUGUGAAUCCUAACCAACAGGCACUGAUGGACCCUAAGGUGUUCAGCGUCAGUCCCCAGGGAGAGGUGACUCUUAAGGCCAGUGGGGGGCGCUGUCUUGUGGAAGUGGUGUUUUCCCCAAAACGCAGAGUGCCCCCCUUCACAGAGGAGGGGAUGGUUGAAUGGUGCGGGACGUCCCGCUCGCUUUUCAUGCUGCGUGGGUGCUGCCAGGCGCUAGAGAUCAGCUUGGAUCAGGACUACAUUCCUUUCGGGGCUGUGAUCAUGAACAGCCAGGCUUCCCGCAGGAUUCUGAUGCAAAAUACAGGAGACAUCGGAGCCAGCUUUAAGUGGGAUGUGCAGAAAUUUGCCCCUGACUUCUCGAUCAGCCCAGUGGGAGGGUACAUUUCCCCUGGAAUGGAGGUGACCUUUGAUUUGAUCUUCAGCCCCCUCAACCUGAGCCAGGACAUCCGCUAUGAUAACCUGAGUUGCUUCAUCGAGGGAGGCAAGCCCCUCAAACUGACCCUGACGGGAUCCUGUGUGAUGGCACCUAUAACCAAGGAGGUGGUGAAUUUUGUGUGCCAGGUCCGCACCCGGCAGUCCCAGUCGAUCCUCCUGCAGAACAAAACAAACCAGCUGUGGAACCUGCGUCCAGUCAUAGAGGGGGAGCAAUGGAGCGGGCCGCCCUCUUUUGUUGUUGAGCCGCACCAACAGAACAAGCCCUACGAGAUCACAUACAGACCGCUCACCAUGACCCUCGAUGGGAAGAAGCAUCAGGGCUCAGUUUUCUUUGCCUUCCCCGAUGGUACAGGACUGCUCUAUUUGUUGCAAGGCUUUGCUGAACCGCCAAAGUCAUCUGGCAACAUCACCCGUGAGGUGCCCAGCAAGACAUCCUACUCUGAGCUCCUUCCCAUUAGCAACUGGCUCCCCAAACCACAGCGGUUCCGUGUUAUAGUAGAAUUGAUCAAGCCUGAUAAACUGGACUAUACAACUCUCCUAAAGGGCCUCGACUACAUUGAGGUCCCGGCUUUAACCAAGAGGGACUACAAGCUCAACUUCUUCUCAUACAAGGAGGGGCAGUUCAGUGCCAAGGUCACUUUCCGUAACGAGACAACCCAGGAGUACCUGUACUAUACUGUCAACUUCAAGGCCACACCCCCUGGUAUAAUUAGUACCAUUGAGAUGACAUCACCGGUGCGCCAGUGCACCUCAGCCGUUAUUAACGUGGACAACCCACUGCUUACACCAGUCACCUUUACUACCGACUGUAAACUCCAAGACAUCAACUUCCCAACACAUCUGACAGUCCCAGCCCAGUCAGAGGGCACUCUGAUGUUUGAGUUCCAGCCUCUGAAAUCGGGUGAAACCACGGGCCGGCUGACCCUGCAGCACCAUGACCUGGGCAUCUUCCAGUACGAGCUGGUCCUCAAGGCUCUGCCCGCCGGGCUGGAGAAGCCGCUGUACUUCCGCACCAUGCUGAGCAGCAGCCACGCAAUCAACACCAAGUUCAUCAACUUCUGUCGGGUAAAGACCGAGUACACCUGCAAGAUCGACAGUCCUGACUUCCACCUGGAAAAGACCAUUAGUGCUGCUCCAGGGUCCCAGGGGGGUACGGAGGUCAGUGUGGAGGUGAUCUUCGAGCCCAGCCAGCUUGGGGAAACCCGGGGAGUCCUGAGUAUCUCCUCUCCCGUCGGAGGAGAUUACACCAUCCCACUGUACGGAUCCUGCGGCCCCCCCAAAGCACAGGGCCCCUUCCCUAUCCGGACUGGCUCCACUGCCUCUAUCCCCUUCAAGAACAUCUUCCUUCAGACCACCGCCUUCUCCUUCCAGGUAGACAACCCAGCCUUCACGGUGAAGCCUCUGGAAACUGUCCGCUCCAAGAAGACCCACAGCGUGCUCGUCUCCUUCGAGGGCAACCCCACUGGCGCCAAGACACCUGUGAGUGGAAAAAUGACUGUAUCCUGCCCUCGCUCCGAGGGGACUGGCCAGAGCAUCAGCUGGGUGUAUUACUUAAAGGGAGUCACUGUUUAACAUGUCUUAUGGCACUAAUGUUGUAGUAUUGCACCUGAUAUUACUGCACCUCAGGUAAGGUAGUCCAAAUUGUUAAUUCAGUUUUUUUUAAAUUCAAACAGGACCUAAAUAUGAUAUUUAAGACAUAGUGUAAUCCAAAUUAAAUACAUAUAUUGCUGAGGACCAAAAAAGUGGACUAUAAGGGGGACCCAAUGUAUCAUAAUAGAUUGCAGGUUCAUGUUACUAUGGUUUUACAUACAAUUUCUGAAAUGGUUAGUUGUCUGUAACAUGUACGACCAUUUUGAUCUGAAUUCCAAUCUUAAUUUCUAAAUGCAGGACUGCACUGUGAACAGAUAUUUAGCUUCACAUUUUUAAACAUUUUGUGGCCCUUUGCUAAUGUCUAAAUACUGUAGGUACGACACAUGUUAUAUUUAUAUUUAUAUAUUUGUGUUGGUAAAGGUAUUUUUCACAUUGUAGUAUGUACAACCAGGGCAUGUUAAUGGUAUUGUUUCUUCUUUUUAGUUGCAUUUCACUGAAUUAAUAAAAAAAAAUAUAUAUUAAUUGCAGCACCCAAAGGAAUCUGUGUUCUCCUUUUUGACAGUGGCUUCCUUCCCAGUCCUUAGAAAACUCGAACCUACAUGGAACUAUAUUAAUCAUCAGCAGUAGUGGUCCCAUAAAACUCAUAAAUCGUCUCUAUCUCUACUAUUUCCAUUGCAUGUGGUGAUGUUAAUUAGGGGAUCAGUAGAUUACUCAUAAGCAGAGCUGCAGUAAUAUCAUAUUAAAGGGCACCAGUGUACAGAUCUGCUGCUGUUUACAUCAUUAAAAUGAUCUCCAUGAUUUGUCAUUGGCUGAGCUGAAGCUCCUAACUAACAGCAAUACGGUCUCUGGUGUCUGAUGCUGUUUGAGCUUCGGUAUCAAACAGCAUUAGCAGACUUUCAUGUCAUGCAAUUAAUGAUCUGUAUAAGGGCUUUUUUACUGUAUACAAUAUGUAUUCCAGCCGCCAGGUAUUGAAAGAUGGACCAUGAU